Molecule: messenger RNA, 1020 nt
Organism: Ictidomys tridecemlineatus (thirteen-lined ground squirrel)
Lineage: Eukaryota; Metazoa; Chordata; Mammalia; Rodentia; Sciuridae
Source: RefSeq, a predicted model, not a curated record
AUGGACGACUCAUCCUCUGGCAGCAGCUGCCCCACCAUGGAGCACUGUAUUUCACCAUCCAAAUCCAACCAGAGCCUCUCUGUAGUCCCUUUCCCCUCAGAGGACAGGCCUGACUGUGAGGCUGUCAGACCCUGUGAAGACUUGACCCCUGAGGGUCCAUCCUCCCUUCCUCCUGUCCAAGGGGCAGGGGGAGCCAGCAGUGUAAGGGGACCCAUGGGGAGAAGAAAUGGAAUUCAGGGGAAGCCAGAGGAGCCUGGUGAAGAAGACAUGGAUGAGCCCAUUAAUGCCUACCUGUGCAGCCUCCACGAAGACUCAGUAGCUAAAUGGGCUCAAAGUGACGAUGAUGAUGAUGAUGACGAGAGUAUGGACAAUUGGGAACAGGAGACAAUAACCAAGACCGUCUGGGAAAUGUAUUAUUUCUUGAAAAUUAUUAAGGUGUGUCUGGACAGGCCGAAGAAUGUCAAAGAUGACGACACUGUGCUCCCAGAUUCGCCUCAGGAGGAGGAUGUAGAUGACUCUCUGCUCCCAGAUUCUCCUCAGGAGGAGGAUGUAGAUGAAUCUGUCCUCCCUCAUUCUUCUCAGCAGGAGGAUGUCCAGCCGAAGAAUGUCGAAGAUGACGACACUGUGCUCCCUGGUUCUCCUCAGGAGGAGGAUGUCCAGCCGUCCAGCAGCGUCUCUUCCCAUAUGGAUCAGGUCAGUCCUGAAGAACAUGAGACUUGUCAGGACUCACCCACCUGUCAAACAGCAGAAAAUGGAGACACCAAGCAGUGCCCAGAAAUGCCUCCUGGGCUUGAGGAGGAUGAAACUGUUGAGAUGGAAAGCCAGGAGCCUGGAACUGCAGAGAGCUCCCCAGGGUCAUCAGAGCAGUCAGAGGAGGGGGACCUGCCUUCAGAUAAAGAAGGCACUUCCUGCCUGAAUUUCCGGGGCUUCUUCCCCUGGCUCAGGAAGAGAGUGGUGUCCUCCCUGCCAGGGAGAAAGCACCGUGAGAGGGCCAGCAAGGUGCCAUUCUCCUGCCACUAA